Messenger RNA from Henningerozyma blattae CBS 6284, 1356 nucleotides. RefSeq names its product Pet494p (gene PET494). Lineage: Eukaryota; Fungi; Ascomycota; Saccharomycetes; Saccharomycetales; Saccharomycetaceae. The transcript has a single exon. Bases 1 to 1356 code for a protein of 451 amino acids. The record is from RefSeq and is a predicted model, not a curated record.
AUGAUAUAUGGUAUUAAAAACACUAUACUACAGAGGAUGAUAAAUCGACUGAAAGUUCGGAUUCAAAUCCGGAAAUGUCAAUAUCAUGACCUUCAAAUGAAUAAGAAUAUUAAAUUUAACAGCAAUAUCCCUUUGCGUGUGCCACACUCUACUAAAGAGCAACCGUUGAUACGGCAAUAUCUCAUGUCACCGGGGAAUCUUUUAUUCUUGGGGACAAAUGUGAUUACAUUGGCUGGUAUAUUAUGUUUAGAAAAACUUUGGUUAAAUAAAAUGAAGAAUGGUGAAAGUGAAAAGAGUUUGGAUCUUCUAGAGGAUGAAAUAAAGGAAGAGGAGCACCAUAAACCUGUUGUUUUGGAAGAUUCAAAAUUGAUGGGUCCCAAACAUAUGAUUCUUAAUAACUCCCUAGAUCAUCUUUUCUAUACGUAUGGACUUUAUCAAGAAGCAUGCUUAAGGAGGAAUAAUCAAGAUGGUAAAGAAGUGAGUACUGAUGUACAAACUUUCUAUAAUGAGUGGUAUCGUGAGUUUUCUCAUGAUUUAGCAAAUUCUCCAGAAACUAUGAACCAAGCGCGUCAUGCAUUACCCCGGAUUAUUACUUUAAACGAUGUGAGCCAAUUAUACGACAAAUAUGUAGAUUCACGAGAUUACCAAGAAUUAAUCCGAUAUUGGUUAUAUGAUUAUUGUAAAUACUUAAAAAUAACCAAACAUGUACAAAGAAACCCUAUAGGCGAAAAGUUUUAUAGAAGGAUGAUCCAAGAUUGUAGUCAUACCACAAAUCAUCGACAGUUUAACAAGUAUAUCUUGAUCAUGAUGAAUCCUAACGAUCGAUUAAGACAAAAUGUUUUUUUCAAUGAUAAUAAUAAAUCAUUGAAAGUGUUUACCAAGACUUUAAGUUUCAAUACAGUUUCUUUAGACACUUAUUGUUUUGUAUUGAAACAAUUAAGUUCGGAAACCCCGUCCAAAAAAAGAGAUUUGAAAAUUGGCUAUUUGAUUCGUCUAUUAAGAAACAAUUGUAUACAAAUGAAGAAACAAUCAGAAUCACAAUCACAAUCCCAGUUCCAAUCACAGGUUCGAAUCCUGUUGCCGCCACCCGCUUACUCGUUUGGCAGUCGAGCCUUACAAAAGGAAUUAUCACGCGGAAAUAAAGACUCUUUGCGUGCGUUACAAGCCGAUGAACAGCUUCUGCGGCUUCUUCAGUCCCUGUCCAGUCGCCCUGCCAGCCCGUCUGUGGCACCAGAAAUUGCCCCAGAAAUGGCUUCUGAAAUGACACCAGAAAUAGUCUCCGCACCUCGCGUAAAAGACCCCGCAACAUCCGUCGAUCUCGAUCACGUGGCCGUAGUUUCCAACGUCGGCGGCUAA